Scatophagus argus is the source of this 1447-nucleotide messenger RNA. Its product is annotated as glutathione S-transferase theta-3-like. NCBI's taxonomy places the organism in Eukaryota, Metazoa, Chordata, Actinopteri, Scatophagidae. Gene Ontology annotation, cellular component: cytoplasm. Gene Ontology annotation, molecular function: glutathione transferase activity. Gene Ontology annotation, biological process: glutathione metabolic process. The record is from RefSeq and is a predicted model, not a curated record. The coding region runs from base 16 to 954 and encodes 312 amino acids. The transcript is spliced from 5 exons.
AGCAGUGUUUACAAAAUGUUGGGCCAAGUCGUGGUCGAAGGUCAGGCUGCUCAACCCCAGCGGUUGUUAACUUUGAACUGUCGCCACCGUUUAAAAAUCAGUGAGCCUCACAGCGAGCAGAGGCGGAGUUCUGUGCACACGGCGGAUAACAGGCACAGUGGGAGAAGACUGAAAAAACACAGAGGGAACGAGGUGGAAACGAAGCAUCUGCAGCCUUCAGACUCUGGCACGAUGGAGCUCUAUCUCGACCUGCACUCACAGCCCUGCCGCUCCGUCUUCCUGUUUGCCAAAGUGAACGGGAUUCCCUUUGAGCUUAAGUUUGUGGACCUCACUGCAGGGCAGCAGUACAGUGAGGAGUUUGGUAAAAUCAGCAUCAUAAGGAAGAUUCCUGUUAUGAAGGACGGAAGCUUCAUUCUGACUGAGAGUGUUGCGAUCCUGAAGUACAUGGUGCAAAAAUAUUCAUCGUCAGUGGCAGAUCACUGGUAUCCGGCUGACUUGCAGCAGCGAGCUCGUGUUAAUGAAUACCUGUCCUGGCAGCACAUGAACCUCAGAUCUCACGGAUCAAAGGUCUUCCUGCUCAGGACUCUGUUUCCUAUCAUCAUGGGCUCUGAGGCUCCGAAGGAGAAGAUGGAUGCUGCUAUCGAGGACCUGAAUCAGUCACUCAACCUGCUGGAGGAGAAAUUCCUGCAGAACAAACCGUUUAUCGUCGGUGACAAAAUCUCUCUGGCCGAUCUGGUGGCUGUAGUUGAGAUCAUGCAGCCUGUUGGAAGUGGCCUGGAUGUGUUUGAAGGACGGCCGAAGCUGGGCGCCUGGAGAGGGCGUGUGAAGAAGGAGCUUGGUGAAAAAUUGUUUGACGAAGCCCACGAGGUAACCAUGAAGGUCAGCAGCCUGCCGCAGAGGAUGCAGGGCCAGCUGGAGAUGCUCAAACCAAAGUUGCAGAAGCUUUUCAAAUGAAGAGGCUUUUCUGUACUGAGAUAAUACAACUGUUAUUAAUGUUUGAUGAUUUUUAUUACAAUUGUCAUGAAGCAAAGAGAAGCUGCUCGUUUAGCCAGCUUACACAUAUUGAACUGUUUGGUAAGCUGUGCAGCUCUUUGUCAACAUUGUGCCAAACCUCUUUAAUGAUUUAGGUUAAGACUCAUGUUAAGUUCAUUCCUUCCUUCCUCGAAAUUAAACAUAAUUUCGCUUUGACCAGAAAAAAAUAAGUUUUUAUUUCCAUGCAGUAAAUUACGGUAUGAACAAAGUCUAGAAAUGUACAAAAUGCUAACUAUGGAUCUCUGGGAAUAAUUGUCAGGAAAAAAAUGAGGACAAAUGUGCUUUAUAACAACUUAUUGUAUAUUUUUUUCUGCUGAUCUUUUGUGAAUUAGAAUUCAUGAUCCCUAUGCCAAAACAUGAAAAUGAUGCUGAUCAGAAUUUUUUUUAUGAAUAAACAAAUUUGUCUAUUGUUAAA